AUGACGAACUAGGAACAGUGGGUUGACUGCCUUAUUCAGUGGCAGAAGGACAGAUAUGUACCUUGUCAGCUUGACGAGGAUCGAUCUCGCAGCUUUUCGGUAACUGGCCCCAACGCUCUAACCACUCGGCUACUUGCCUUCCGGCUAAUAGUUAAGGUGAGCCAACGUCCACGACAGAGCCGGAAUGUCAAAAGCUCCACCAAAGAAAAAGGAGUUGUCCUCCAGCCGAGUCACUUCAUCACAAGGACAGACACCAAAUAAAGAAGCAUCGUCCCUGGUGGCUAGUGCCUCAGAGGGCCCAGGAGAGCUGAGGAGAUGCCGCUACCCCAUCUGGCCGGAGUGGAGUGAGGCAGAGGUCAACGCAGAGAAAUGGGAUGGGGCCAAGGGCGCUAAGGAUGGAAAGAUGGGGAAGAGUCCAUUUUUGCCAUUCUUUGAGGAUCCAGAGGGAAAGGUCGAGCUGCCUCUGUUGCUGAAAGUGCACUCAUGGAAGCGCCCUUCAGAGCACAUACUCACCAAGCCUCCGGUAAUAGUGGAGAACGAAUCAUCAUUUGACCUGACCGCAGCCAAUGAACAUCUGCUCUGCAGUGAACUCUUCAGGUGGAUAGUGAGUGAAAUCUACAUAGUGUGGAAGAUCUAUAAUGGGACGUCAGUAGAGCAGGGGUCUGACGUCUGGAAGCCUUGGGAACACAUCUACUCCCUGUGUAAGGUGGUCAAGGGCCACAUGCCUCUCUAUAACGUCUAUGGGAAGUACGUGGUCAAACUCUACUGGAUGGGUUGCUGGAGGAAGAUCAUGGUGGACGAUGCGUUGCCGUUUGAUGAGGACAACAACCUGCUGCUUCCUGCCACCACCAACCAAUCAGAGCUGUGGCCCAUGCUGCUGGCCAAGGCCAUCAUUAAACUGGCCAACACAGAUGUGGUGUCAGGACAGAGGAAGGAGCUGGGAGAGUUCACUGUCAUCCAUGCUCUGACCGGAUGGAUCCCUGAACUCAUCCCUCUACAGUCCCGGUACCUGGGCAAGGUUUGGGACUUCCUGAAGGACACCGUUCCCAAAUUCCAGUAUGUGGAGGAGAGCUCGGAGGAGAAGCCCCUGACCAGGGAAACCUCCGGAGUGAGGGAGUCCAGACUCAACGAGUGCAAGGGCGAGUCUCCCACAGCAACCAGAACCCCGGAGAAAAGCAAAGAUUCAGCCAAGAAGAAAGGGAAAGAUGUGGAUAAAGACAGAAAGUCAUCUCAGCCCACUGCUGUCCAGCCCAACACUACCAAUCAGCCCACUACAGACAGUACGUUACACACAGAUAAAAAAAAUUUUAAUAUAUAUUUUUUCUGCUUAUCACAUCCUUCUUUCGAUGCCAAACCCACCACUGGUGUGCAUGGCCAAAGAGCUCUAUUUUCAUGUCAUCCAACAAAUGUAAACACCUGGAUUAUGUUUAACGGCACUUGGAUUUGAACUGGUGCUGUGGUCAGAUGACAUGAAAAUAGAAACAGUGGUGAGUUUGGCGUCGAAGGAAGGAUAUGAAACAGUAAAGAACUCCAUACCUACUUUAAAAUAUGGUGGUGAAUAUUUGAUGUUUUGGGUCUAUCUUGUUUCCACUGUUCCUGGGGCCGUU
Molecule: messenger RNA, 1607 nt
Organism: Oncorhynchus keta (chum salmon)
Lineage: Eukaryota; Metazoa; Chordata; Actinopteri; Salmoniformes; Salmonidae
Product: androglobin-like
Exons: 10
Coding region: 185-1447 (420 amino acids)
Biological process (GO): proteolysis
Molecular function (GO): calcium-dependent cysteine-type endopeptidase activity
Source: RefSeq, a predicted model, not a curated record